AUGUUGUCUCGGCUUUCUUCACGAUCUUUUGGCACCUCCUCGACAUGUGCGAGGUGCAGAAUGAUUCAUUUUUUGUUGGGAGUCGAAGAGUUGGCUCGGUAAUUAUUGAGAGAACGAGGAGUUGUUCGGGAAAAUUGAAGUUCCACUCGAAACUGUAUGAAAAUUAAAGAUUUAAAAAAAACAGAAUAAAUCAGAAAUCCAAUAAAAAAGAAAAGUUUAUUUUGAAAAAGACCAAAUUGUGCUGUAAAUUGAAUAAAUUCCUCUUAAAUUAGGGAAAGAACAAGGGAAAUAUUUAUUCAGCCUGAAUUAAAAUAAAAUUUUGUUGGAAAAUUAUGAUUUAUGCAUUACUUUCCGUAGAAAAAUUGGGAAAAAAAAUGGUUCAAAAAGAUGAAAUUUUUUUCAAAAAAAUAGAAGAACCUUGAUAAUUUAUUAAAGUUAACUAUUUAAAAAAAAGCUCUUCAAUUUUUAAAGUUUACUCAAAAUUUAACUAAAAGUCCUGUAAUGAACUCAAUUUCAAAAAUUUCAUUUUUUUCAUUUAUUUCUCAACAGUUCUAGGAUACACAGGCAAAGUCCAAAAGGCCUCAAAAGGGCCUUAAAAAGAAGGUACUAAAGCUCUUUUUUAUUUCUAAAAAUAUGUCAAAAUUUCCUAGGAAUCUCCUUUUUUCUACAUCCUUUUUUACAGCUUCUUGAAAAGUCCUUUUCAAGAAAAAGUCUGAAAAAAGCGCCUUUGAGGUCUUUUAGAGGCCAUUUCCGUAAGUGAGACUUUUUUAACUUUGCCCGUGGAAGGCCUCCGAAGGAACUUUUGUAAAAAACGCCUCAAAGGCAAUUUUUUUUGGCCUUUUUCUGAAAACGACCGUUUAAGGAGGCGGAUGAAAGGUAAAAAAGAUAUUCCGAGAAACUUUUGACACCUUUAUAGGAACUCAAAAAGGAGCUCCAGACUUUUCUUUUAGGCCUUUUUGAGGUCAUUUUGACUCUGCCUGUGUUUCAGAAAAUUCUGAAUUUAAUUAUUCAUUUAGGAUGACUUCCUUCGGGGACAAGCACGAGAUCGCAUUUCCGAUCGCCGGGAAAAAGCCGAAAGUUUUGCCGAUCAGCGAGGCUUUCAACCAGAUCAAGAGCGGUAAAAAUGAUAAAAAUGAAAAUUUUUUCAAUAAUUUUCUAGGAGACAAUUUGUUCGUCCAAGGAAUCGCCGCCACGCCGACGCCGCUCCUGAAAGGCCUUUCUGAUUACGCCGUCGCCAACAACUUGAAAGGAAUCAAACUUCACCAUCUUCACCUCGAGGGUGACACUCCCUGGACUGCUGCGGAUGUCAAAGGUGAGGAGAGAAGUUGAUAGAUUUUUCACAGUUUCAGACUAAAAAAUUUUCUGAAGUUUAAUUUUGAGUUGAAAAGGGGCAAGUGAAAAUUAUAGAAAAAAAUUAUAUAGAAUAGCAUAUAGCACCCUCUGGUACCCUCAAAAACCAUAGGGUUUUCGAAAUAUCCAUUUUUCCUCAAUUUCGAUCAGUUUAGCCAUUCUAAAUUUCAAAAAAAAAAAAUCAUAUCUUGGCUCAAAAUGCUCAGAGUCGGGUAAAAUAAUUUUUUUAAACAUUACCACAGGGUUCACUUGCAUAUAGCACCCUCUGGUGCCCUCAAGAACUAAUACGGUUUUUGAAAUAUCUAUUUUUCCUCAAUUUCGGUCAGUUUAGUCAUUCUAAACUUCAAAAAUCAUAUCUCGGCUCAAAAUGCUCAGAGUCGAGUAAAAUUAAGUUUUUUACCAUUUCCACAGGGUCCACUUGCACAUAGAACCAUCUGGUACCCUCAAGAACCCAUAGGAUUUUAGAAAAAUUGGUUUUUUCUAGGUAAAUGGAAGUUUUUUAGACCAGGGUGAAAAUUAGUGAAACGGAAGGCGAAAUGAAGAAAGAAAUAAGGAAAAGAGAAAAAAUAAAAUUUAGUAAUUCUGAAAGCAUAAUUACACUAAAAGGAGGUUUAAAAUCAAGCAUGAGUUAAAUAAAAUUUUAAGUAACGACUUGAUUUUUUUGACGAUUUUCUUAUACCGAAGGCGGGCAGCGGAAAACGAGAAAAAAUUAUUUUAACAGGAAAUGAAAAGAAUAAUCCGUGAAAAUUUGUUUUAGACACAGAAAAAUGUUACAUAAAACGGAAGAUCUGAUUUUUUUUCAAUAUUGUAAGUUGGUUUCAAACAGAAAAAUAUGAUAGUUUUUUAGACCGUAUCCGCUCAAACUCGCUGUUCACUGGACACAACUUGCGAGGAUCUGUCAAUGAUGGUGAGUUGGUAAAAAAAAAUUUAAUUCGAAAGGGGACUUUCCAAACGGAUAAUGAUCAAUGAAAUUAGCUUUUCUAUUUUUUUUUUCAUUUUUGUAAGCUGUUCUGUGUAAUUUUUAAGGGUAAGCCCACUGAAAAAAAUUUAUCGAUAAUUUUCGAUUUUUACUUUUUUUUUCAGGUACCGCCGACUUCAACUCGUGUUUCUUGCAAGAAGUUCCGCUGCUCUUCCGCCGUGGUGCCAUCAAGCUCAAUGCCGCUUUGAUUCAUGUGAAUAUUGAAUGUUUUACAUGAAUUUCGGGCUUAUCAGAGAAAAAUGAUGAUGUCAGGCUUAUCGAACAAAAAAGUUCAAGGACUGCUUUUAAGAAAUCAAUUUAAAAAAAAAAAAUCAAAACUGUACCUAAAGAACUUUCAGAAAUUAGAAGUAUGGCCUGAGAGGUGUACUUUCCAUAUGGAAUCUGGUUUUUGUAAAGAAGAUCAAAGUUAUAUUAAAUGGAAAUAUUCCAAAGUUUUGGAGAUGAGUCCCUAAAGCUAUAAUUUUCAUUCAGAAAAAAGAAAGGUUUAAAAAAAUUGAGAAGAUUUGAAAAUUUUCGGAAGAGAAACCUUCUCUCUUGAUCUCUAUUUCGUAGGGAGGAUAGAAAUGAUUCUAUAAAGAAUAUUCUAAAAUGAGUCUAAAAGGUUGAAGUAAGCGUCAGCAGGGUUCAGCAAACAAAGCAUUGUGGGAACUGCACAGAAUCGAUUUUUUUAUCGACAGAAAUUUUAGAAAUUAGAAGUGUAGGCCUGUAAAAUUGAAAAAUUAAAAAAAAAAAUUUCACAUGUAAAAAGCUUAUUUUGAGUCCACUUUCGGAUCUUCGAGGCUCUAAUUUUCGAUUAGAGAGCGUUGUAAAAGUGGAGAAAAGAGGUUCUGUUUUCUCUAAACCCUCUCUUGUUUACCAGUGCCCUCUAGCUAUCGAAGAUUCGAACGUAGACUCCAUAUUUUUGCCUAAAAUUCAAAAUAUUCUCGUAAAACACUUCGAAAUAUUUUAUGAACUAUGAAGCUGUAGGUCCUUUUCGAGGAUUCUAACAUAAUUUUAUCAAAAAUUAAAAUUUUCGUCUUCAGAAACUUUUUACGAACUAUGCAGUUGUAGGCCCUUUCGAGGAUUCUGAUAUAUUUUUCUCAAAAUCAAAAAUUUCGUCUCCAGAAACUUUUUACGAACUAUGCAGUUGUAGGUCUCACCUCCUGACGCCAAUGGUUAUUGCUCCUUGGGAACCUCGGUUGACACCACCCGAGCCGCUGUCACAAAUGCUGAUUAUAUCAUUGGUAGGUUUGAACCAAGAUAGAACUUAGAAUUGCUAAGAUGAGUAGCGGUUUCUUAAAUUCCCAGCGGACUGAAAGCGGCUUACGCGCAUAGGCAUUGAAGCAGUCUUCUAGGCGGUUAUCCUUGUUCCAAGCGGAAACGCGACGCUUUGAGCCAUUCUAAGUGCGACCACAGUGCUCAAAAAGUAAUUAUGAUAAAUUUCUACCCGCUUAAACCAUCGGGAUGCGACCUCGACACCGUUUCAAACUUUGUAUUAAUUAUAAAAAUUUGAAAUUUCAGCCAUGACCAACCGGAACAUGCCUCGAACCUUCGGCGACAGUGUCAUCCAUUCCUCGCACAUUGACGUCGUCGUCGACGAAGCCGACGGAUUCGUCCUCCAUCAACGUCACAUCGGAAAGGCCAACGAUCAGGAGGCCAAAAUCGGCCAGAUCAUUGCUGAAAACCUCGUCGACAAUGGAGCCACUCUCCAAAUGGGUACUUGAAGGGAAAAGCUCAAGAAAUUCCCCUGUACUUCUAGGAAUCGGCGCCGUUCCCGAUGCAGCCCUCUCCGCCCUGAAGAACCACAAAGACUUGGGAAUCCACACGGAAAUGUUCUCCGACGGUGUUCUUGACCUGAUCGAGAGGAAUGCUAUCACCAACGCCAAGAAGGUUGGUUUUUUUUGAAAAGAAUGAGGCGGCAAGUGCGCUCAGAUCACGUAAAAGUUAAAAAAACGAGGUAGGAAAGUAAAUUUUAACCGCAGGAGGUAAUAAUGACAAAAGUAAAGGUUUUUAAUUUCAGAAGGUAAUAUUGAUUUUAAUUUUAAGUCGGAGGCUUUAAAAAUGGUCUGCCCAAGUAUGGUGGAGUUAGAAAAGGAUGUGCAAAAAAAAAAAAGAGAACGAAAUUUUCGGAUUUUCUACGGAGUAGAGAAGUCCAAAGUUAUUUCCGCGAUAUCUCUGAAUUUCCAAAAUUUAGUUGUCUUUUUCAUUCUCUGACGGUUAUUUUGAACUUCGAGGAGUCAUUUUGAACAUGGCAUCAAUUUUAGACCGAUAAAAAGGCUUUUCGCACAAUUUUUCACUACAAAAGACGAUUUUUUGAGCUUUAUAUUGGGAAGUCGAUGAUCAAUAACUACGGGGAACCUUUUUUUAAAAUUUUUUUAAAGGCUUUUUCGUGCAAAUUUUUCAUCGAAUAAUAUUUUUAAAAAGACGAUUUUUUUCCGCCCUUAUAUUGAGCAAAUGAAGCUCAAAAAAACUUUAGGGAGAAGUUUUUUUUUUUUUUAACGUCUCCGAAGGAAAAAAAUCUCAUACUGAUUGGUUCCUAGGCAUAUUUUUUUAAGUUAGAAAAUCAUAGAAAAGUGACAAAAUUGAAAGACAAGCUUGUCAAAAAAAUUCGAUUUCUCUGAUUUUUUUCUAUAUUUUUUUCCCCAAAUUUUCCAUUUUAUUAAGACUGUCCACCCCGGCAAGUUGACCGUGUCGUUCGUCUACGGCUCGACGAAACUCUACGAUUACCUGAACGACAAUCCGCUCAUCGAAUUCGGAGACGUUCAGUGGGUCAACGAUCCGGCCGUCAUCAGGAAGAACCCCAAGGUCCGCCGACGUCUUCCGGAUUCAUUCUGAAGAGAAUUUUCCAGGUGACAGCCAUCAACUCGGCUGUCGAGAUUGACCUGACUGGACAGGUCGUCUCGGAUUCCGUCGGAAAACGGUUUUUGUCCGGAUUCGGUGGUCAAGUUGACUUCAUCCGAGGCGCCGGAAUCGCUGACGAUGGCCUCGGAAAGCCGAUUAUCGCCCUCCCGUCCAUUUCUAAGAAGGGCCACAGCAAGAUUGUGCCAUUCAUCAAUGAGGUAACGUGGGGAAAGUGCACAAAAACUGAAUAAAAAAAAAAGAGUUUGAGCUUCAGAAUGAAUCAAAAUGCUUCCUAUAACUAAUUUUGGAGAGAAAUUGAGAAUUUGGUAUUUUUAGGCUUUUGAGAAUUGAAUAAAUUGAAAUUCCAGUCUCUUAUAGCAAGAUUGUGUCAUUUAACAAAGAGUUAAUGGGGUAAAAACGCUUAAAAACGAAAUUUAGAGCUUUAGAAUGACUAAAGUUGCUUAAAAGAUAACUAUUUUGGAGAGAAACUGAAAUUUUAGUCAUUUUGACUUUUAAAAGUUAAAUAACUUGAAUUUUUCGGUGUUUUUAAGACAGAAUUUGAAGUUCAAAGUACCUAGUUUUUCUUCAAAAAUUUAUUAAUUUUUCAAGGGAUUUUAGAGAAAUAAAUUAGCAGAACGUGAUUUUUUUGAAUAUGGAAGAAACUUGAAUAGUUCAAAAUGAUCAAUUUUUGGCUCAAAUACGAUUUUUCCAUUUAUCAAUGAGAUAAAUCCGGCUGAAUUCAAAGUUAAAGUUUAAAACUUUGAUUUUAUCGCUUCAAAAUUUUUUUCGCUGCAUCCUAGAUACACACUAACCUAACGUCUACCGUUGAAAAAAACAAUAAUUUUUUUGAAGAGUGAAAUCAAAAAAAGAAAAAUUCUUGAGGGUCGUUUUUUUAGCGUGAUGUACGUAGAUAAAUGGCAAAACGAAAUUUAUUAUAGUUUUUUUCAGACUUUUUUUAAUUUUGCCCAGCACAAUUGAAUUUUUUUGUGUCUUUUUCCGUAUUUUUUUAAAACAUUAUUUUUUUCCAGAUUUUUUUGUUUAUAAAUUUGAAAGUAGAACGAAAGGACGAUUUUUUUGAACUUCAGGGAGCCGGUGUGGUCACCACACGAUCACAUGUUCACUACGUUGUGACGGAAAACGGAAUCGCUCAGCUUUGGGGCAAAAAUAUGCGCCAACGAGCCUACGAACUCAUCAAGAUUGCUCAUCCAAGCCAGCGCGAAAAGCUCGAGAAGGCCGCUUUCGAUCGUCUCAAGGUAUCACUUAAGGGGAUAAUUAGAAGAAAAUUUCAAAAUUAUUCAAAAAGGACCUGGUUUUCCGAAGUUUUAAAGUUUUUGAUUUUUGUCAUCAAAUUCAAGCUUUCUCUCCACUAAAAUCGGUAUCAAAUCUUACUUUUAAUAUUUUUCAGGUGAUGCCCUCUUCUGAUUAG
Molecule: messenger RNA, 6575 nt
Organism: Caenorhabditis auriculariae
Lineage: Eukaryota; Metazoa; Nematoda; Chromadorea; Rhabditida; Rhabditidae
Source: the annotation of a GenBank genome assembly